GGUCUGCCAAAGCAGCAGCAUGGCAGAUCUAUUCAACCAAGACCAAACAAAUUAACGUUGCAUUGUACAUUAUCAUGCUAAACCCUCAGAGAGUGGUCAUGACAGAACUACACAUUUGUUCUUGUGUUACAUGCAACAACAGAUAAGCCAAUCAUGAGGCUUUUUUAAGUUUGCCAACACAUUUUUUAAUUUUAUCUGCUGAUAACUUUGUAGACGAGUUGAAAAAACUUGUUUCUGCUCAAGAUAUUUCAACACACACAGUUGCUGUUUCUUUUUUUUAGAUGGCUACAUUUGAAGAUUAUUGUGUAAUGACCCAGGAGGACUUGGAGGGUAUUAAAGAUUCCAUAUCAACCCAGGAUCUCCCAUCAGCGGUAAAAAUGAUCAAGGAAUACCUCAAACAGCAGGAUCUUGUAGAACUAAACAUUGGUGUGACGGGAGAGUCUGGCUCUGGAAAGUCCACGUUUGUCAAUGCAUUCAGGGGUUUAGGAGAUGAAGAAGAGGGCUCUGCUGAAACUGGUGUAGUGGAGACCACUACAGAACCAGAGGUUUACCUUCACCCAAAAUAUAAAAAUGUGAAAGUGUGGGAUCUUCCUGGCAUUGGAACACCAAACUUCAAAGCUGAUGAGUACCUUAAACGGGUUCAGUUUAAGCGUUAUGAUUUUUUCAUCAUCAUUGCUUCAGAUCGGUUCAGAGAAUGCCACACUCAGCUGGCCAAAGAGAUCAUGAGGAUGGGGAAAAAGUUUUAUUAUGUUCGUUCCAAGACUGAUUUGAGCAUUGAGGCUGAAAAGAGAAAGAAAAACUUUGACCUGAAAAAGACACUGGAUACCAUCCGAGAGGACUGUGAAAACGGUCUGAGAAAGAUCGGUAUAGAGGAUCCUGUCGUGUUUCUGAUCUCUGGCUGGGAGCUCGAAAAGUAUGAUUUAAAUGUUCUUCAGGAGAGGAUGGAGAAGGAGCUUCCACAGCAUAAGAGACGAGUGCUGAUGUUGGCUUUGCCAAAUAUUACGCUGGAGAUUAAUGACAAAAAGAAGAAAGCUCUAGAGGAAAACAUUGGAAAAAUUGCCUUCCUGUCUGCUUGUGUGGCUGUUUUUCCUGUUCCUGGUCUUUCAAUUGCUGUGGAUUUAGCCAUCAUAGCAGUUGAGAUAGAGAAAUACUGCAACGCCUUUGGUCUUGAUAAGGAGUCUUUGGAGAAGCUCUGUGAAAAAUAUGGGAAGAGAAUAGAGAUUGUUGAGAGUCUGAUUAAGUCAGCUUGGUAUAAAGAAAUAUGCACAGGUUCAAUCGUAACCUUACUAAGACAGGUGUCCUUUCUGAUAACAGAAGAUGCUGUUGAGUCUGUUGUUAGGUUUGUACCCCUUUUAGGUACUGUAGCGGCAGGAGCAAUGUCCUUUUGGGCUGUGUCAACAAUGCUGAAGAGUGCUCUGAAUGACAUAGCAGAAGAUGCCAGGAAUGUGCUGAUGGGUUUGCUGGAGACUGAAGUGUAAUCAGACAGAUUUCAUGCAUCAGAUAUUUAAAGUGGUUGCCAGGUUUAUAACAUUCAAUACUUAAAAGGUAAUUCUUUUGGAAAGAGCACAAUAGUCCUAGCACAUUUUAUUCACAGAUUUUUAAUAGACAAUUAUGAUAAAUAUGUGUUAUAAUGGUUUUUCUUUUAAAUGAGCGACCUGAGAAAAGCAAUAUACUAAAUCCAUACUAAAUAAUAAAUACUAAAACAGUACCAAAUAAGAAGACUGAAAAAAGAUAACCGAAUUUAGAAACUACUUUAUUAAGAACACUGUGUAAAAUCUCACAAUUCUGGCUUUUUUUCUCAGAAUUACAUGAUAUGAAAGUGAAAGUAACAUGACAUGUGGCCAAGUAUGGUAAUCGAUACUUUUAAUUUGUGCUCGGCAUUUAACCCAUCCAAGUGCACACAGUGAAUAGUGAACAUACACACACAGAGCAGUGGGCAGCCAUUUGCUGUAGCACCUAGAGAGCAAUUGGGGGUUCGGUGCCUUGUUCAAGAGCACCUCAGUUGUGGUUACAAAUCUGACUUUCUAAACAUUAGACCACAACUGCCCCAAAAUACCACAUAGACUCGCUAUUGUGAGUUAUAAAGUCAGAAUUUCUGAGACUUGAAAAAUAAAUAAAUAAACACAGGGUGCUUACAAGGGAGCAUUAAUAUUAUGUCAACAUUCAUGAUAUUCUCUUAUUUUAUAUUGUCAGCACAAUUAUCAUGUACAGUGAGUUUUAUCUGGUUGAUCCAUCUUGUUCCUCUAAGUACAAAAAUGAGCAAGAUCAUGGAAUUGGAUCAUCUGAAAUAUAAUAUGUACUAUCAUUUGUCCAGUACUGGUGUGCAACCCUAUAAAGCAACAUCUUUUAAAGAAAGCUCAUAAUUAACAUUUCUUGGGGUGUUUCUUGACUUUUGAGUUCAUAUAUGACAAUUCUCAUUGAAUCCUGUUUUCCAUUCUUAUUGUUCCAUUUAAUCAUUC
Messenger RNA from Cyprinus carpio (common carp), 2459 nucleotides. RefSeq names its product interferon-inducible GTPase 5-like. The record is from RefSeq and is a predicted model, not a curated record. Gene Ontology annotation, molecular function: GTP binding. The transcript is spliced from 2 exons. The coding region runs from base 282 to 1478 and encodes 398 amino acids. NCBI's taxonomy places the organism in Eukaryota, Metazoa, Chordata, Actinopteri, Cypriniformes, Cyprinidae. Gene Ontology annotation, cellular component: membrane.